AUGAGGCGAAAUCCUGCAGCUAGAAUCACUGACUAUGAUAUUGCUGCACUUGUGGACGAAGCCUUUAGCAGAGCAGCAAGCUUGGAUAUAGCACAAAACGGAUUCAAGUGCACAGGAAUUUAUCCAUUUAACCCUGAAAUCUUUACUGACAUUGAUUUUUUACCAUCAAUGGUGACAGAUGUGAUGCAAGAAGUUUCUUCCAAAGAAAAUAUGGCCAAUCAGUUCUCAGUAGCACAUUCUUUAUCGCCAGUACCCUCCACUAGUCAUGCAUUACCUACAAAUGAACCGGAGCCUUCAACCAGCUCAACAGAUAUAUUGAAACAGCUAUCACCAUUUCCUGAUGCAUCAAAAAAACGGUCGUUAAAGCGGGCUCGUAAAACUCAAAGGAGCGAGAUUAUUACAUCAUCACCUUACAAAAAAGAUGUAGAGGAAAGACAGAAAAGUAGAGACAAAAAGCGAAAAAACAAAAAAGUAAAGGCACUAAAAAAGAUGUUAAAACAACUAAAAAUAUUCAAAGUCUUUCCAAAGAAAAUCGAGAAGAAGAGACCGAAUGCAUCAUAUGUGGAGAAACAUUUGAAGAGGACUGGAUUCAGUGCCAGGAAUGCAAAAACUGGGCCCAUGAAGACCGUGUUUACAUAG
Molecule: messenger RNA, 639 nt
Organism: Parnassius apollo (apollo)
Lineage: Eukaryota; Metazoa; Arthropoda; Insecta; Lepidoptera; Papilionidae
Source: the annotation of a GenBank genome assembly